Messenger RNA from Cydia fagiglandana, 1454 nucleotides. It is a transcript of the gene Pglym, whose product is annotated as phosphoglycerate mutase 2-like. The transcript has 5 exons. Gene Ontology annotation, biological process: glycolytic process. Gene Ontology annotation, molecular function: intramolecular phosphotransferase activity. Bases 61 to 828 code for a protein of 255 amino acids. The record is from RefSeq and is a predicted model, not a curated record. Lineage: Eukaryota; Metazoa; Arthropoda; Insecta; Lepidoptera; Tortricidae.
GUCAGACAGAUAUUAGAAUUUAGAUUGAGGGUUUGACCGGUCACAAUUUUUUCCGAAACUAUGGCUGCAAAAUACAAAAUUGUUAUGAUUCGCCAUGGCGAAAGUGAGUGGAAUCAGAAGAAUUUGUUUUGCGGAUGGUUCGACGCCGAUUUGAGUGAUAAGGGUCGCGAGGAGGCCGUGGCCGCCGGCAAGGCGUUGAAAGCCGAGGGUUACACGUUCGACAUCGCCCACACGUCGGUGCUGAAGCGAGCCCAGAUCACCCUGAACUCGGUGCUGAAAGAGAUCAACCAACCAGACCUGCCAGUUAGCAAGACUUGGAGGCUCAACGAGAGGCACUACGGUGGACUCACCGGCCUUAACAAAGCCGAGACCGCAGCCAAAUAUGGAGAAGCUCAGGUCCAAAUCUGGCGCCGCAGCUUCGACGUACCCCCUCCCCCAAUGGAGAAGGAUCACCCCUACUAUGACACCAUCGUGAACGAUCCCCGCUACGCUGGUGACCCAAAACCUGAAGAGUUCCCGAUGUUUGAGAGUCUCAAGCUCACUAUUGAGCGCACACUGCCAUACUGGAAUGAUGUUAUUGUGCCACAGAUCAAAGAAGGCAAGAAGAUUAUCAUUGCCGCUCAUGGAAACAGCCUUCGAGGCAUUGUCAAGCAUUUAGAUGGUCUUAGCGACGCCGCCAUCAUGGAACUCAACCUGCCCACGGGCAUCCCGUUCGUGUACGAGUUGGAUGAGGAUAUGAAGCCUACGGACUCCAUGCAGUUCCUCGGGGACGAGGAAACUGUCAAGAGCGCCAUGGCCGCUGUCGCCGCCCAGGGCAAGGCUAAGUAAAUCUAGACCUUAUUCCUUUUGUAUUCGAGUUAUGCUCGGGAUUUUUUUUUAUUGAAUGUGAUGUGAUUUCAUUCGAAGUUUAAAAGUGCAUUAAUUUUUGACGUUUUGAGUUUUUUUUACGUGCAGCAUCAAACUGUUUGAGCCUAUCGUACUCUUUUAAGGACAAUCAACGGAAUAAUUAGUUCACUAUCUGGAUUCAAAUUACUCAAAUGAGAUAUGUAAAGUUGAUGCACUUUUUUAUAAGCAGUCAAAAAUUACGUCAAUAAUAUUCGUAAAUAGUGUAAGGCAAUAUUCGGCAGAAUUCAGGCAAAAGAGUAAAUAAGCAUGAACUUUUAUCAUCGAAAUUCGCCUGUCAUUGAUAUUUAGAUGUUAUUCGAUAAGACAGGAAAUAUACAAUAUAGACAUCUCUCUAUAAUACGUUUUGAUUUUGUUUUAUGUUUAAAUAAGGAAUCUCGAAUAGUUUGCCAUUGCACUGUCAAAAUUAAUUAUUUGAAUAUAUGCUGAAGAUUUAAUAUAUCACUGAAUAUAUGCAAGUCAUAUAAACAUGUUGAAAUGUAGUAAUAAGCUUACUUUUAUUUAUUUAAUAGUAAUGAUUGUGAGAGUAAAAUAAACUGUUAUGAUGUAAA